This is a messenger RNA of Diceros bicornis minor, 2520 nucleotides long. It is a transcript of the gene SIRAL1, whose product is annotated as family with sequence similarity 118 member B. The transcript has 8 exons. The record is from RefSeq and is a predicted model, not a curated record. Lineage: Eukaryota; Metazoa; Chordata; Mammalia; Perissodactyla; Rhinocerotidae. Bases 936 to 1991 code for a protein of 351 amino acids.
UUGCGUUCUCGGAGAGCACUGCGCUGGGAAACCGUUUCUCCCUUUGGGAGACAAUCUCACUCAAAAACACCUCCCCGCCCCCGCGCCCCCGAGGAAGCGAUGCCCCAUAAACGCUCGCCCCGAGCCUCCUUAGGCGCCUACCUCGUCCCUGUUGGCAAGCGCAUCCCCGGUGUCCGGCCAGUCGCCCGAGGGACGCGUCGUGUCCCCUCUCAUUUCGCUACCGCUCGACCUUCGGAGAUGCACGGAUCUCUGUAGACUCUCCACCUCUCACCUCCCGACUCCCAGCCUCUUUGUUUCACAUUGUAACCUGUCCUUCUCGCCCAGGGAUGAUGGGGAAGCCCUCUCUUAUCCAGGGACCCCAGUCCAUAUUUCCUGCCUAGGGAACACCUUGAGUUUCUUCUGUCCUUCCUCAAGAAUUUAUUUCUUGAAGUCUCCUCCUCCCUACGCUUUCCCCUGCUUUCAAAGGAAAGACUGAAAGUAUAGAGCACGGACCUUCCCUUCCCCUCUCUGCUUCCUUCAUUUUUUCCCUCCGUAGUUUGCAACCGCCCCAAACCCGCUCUCCCUAUUUUACCCUCUUUCCCUUUCUUAAGGUGCAGUGUUGGAACUCUCAUGCCCAAUCUACAAGGGACUUUCUCUGAUUUCACUAAGGGGUGGCUUGGAAGAUGAACAUCUGGUUGGGAUGGUAAUGCUAAAAAUACCAUGGGACAUACCUGCCGUUUGUUAAGAAGAAAGCUAAUGUCGAGUUCUGAAAAGGUAUUCAGAAAAGUAAUGGAUCUGUACUGACGAUAGAGGAAACAGUUUUUUAAGAGCUCUUCGAAUGAAGACUGCCUGAGGGGCUAGCGUAGGUAGUGGAAUUAGGUUUGUGUCCUACCUCUCCAAAUGUAAUUGGCAGAAGGAGCCAUACUGAGCAUGAAAUAAAGUUGAACAGAAACUGGAUGGCUUCUACAGGGAGCCAGGCCUCCGAUAUAAACAAGAUUUUUGGAUUCUUCAGUGAUGGCGCACCCCCCACCAAAAAGCCCAGGAAGCUGCUUCCAAGCUUAAAAGCUAAGAAGCCUCGGGAGCUUGUGCUGGUGAUUGGAACAGGCAUUAGCGCUGCGGUUGCACCUCAGGUUCCAGCCCUGAAGUCUUGGAAGGGGUUAAUUCAGGCCUUACUGGAUGCUGCCAUUGAUUUUGAUCUUCUGGAAGACGAGGAGAGCAAAAAAUUUCAGAAAUGUCUCCAUGAAGACAAGAACCUUAUCCAUGUUGCCCACGACCUUAUCCAGAAACUCUCUCCUCGUACUAGUAAUGUUCGAUCCACGUUUUUCAAGGACUGUUUAUAUGAAGUAUUUGAUGACUUGGAGUCCAAGAUGGAAGAUUCUGGAAAACAGCUACUUCAGUCAGUUCUCCACCUGAUGGAAAAUGGAGCCCUGGUAUUAACUACAAAUUUUGACAAUCUCCUAGAACUGUAUGCAGCAGAUCAGGGAAAACAGCUUGAAUCUCUUGACCUUACUGAUGAGAAAAAGGUCCUAGAGUGGGCUCAGGAGAAGCGGAAGCUGAGUGUGUUACACAUCCAUGGGGUCUACACCAACCCUAGUGGCAUUGUCCUUCAUCCAGCUGGGUAUCAGAAUGUGCUCAGGAACACUGAAGUUAUGAGAGAGAUUCAGAAACUCUAUGAAAACAAGUCAUUUCUUUUCCUGGGUUGUGGCUGGACUGUGGAUGACACCACUUUCCAAGCCCUUUUUCUGGAGGCUGUCAAGCAUAAAUCUGACUUAGAACAUUUCAUGCUGGUUCGGAGAGGGGAUGUAGAUGAGUUCAAGAAGCUUCGAGAAAACAUGCUGGACAAAGGGAUUAAGGUUAUCUCCUAUGGAAAUGAAUAUGCUGAUCUUCCAGAAUAUUUCAAGCGACUGACGUGUGAGAUCUCCACAAGGGGGAGAUCAGCAGGGAUGGUGAGAGAAGGUCAGCUAAAUGGCUCAUCUGCAGCACACAGUGAAAUAAGAGACUGUAGUACCUGAGAGCACUCGAGAAAUCUCCACCAUUAGACCAAGUUGUAAGGCCCUACUGUGGACAGUGUUUAAGAAGUAAACCUAUAAGAACCCAACACAGCUCCUAGGAAGUACCAAAACCAGAGGCGAAGGUUGGGGGUAGAGUGGGGGGGAACAUUCCAACUUAAUCCUUGAUGCUGGCUGGUUUGUGAUCUUCUGUGGCCUGUUCCGGCUCAAGAAUACCCAAGUGACAGUGGGACCCAAGUGUAGCCCCCUACCCCACCCCACCCCGAGGCUGGACAUGCCUGUGUCCACGCAGCAGAUCCAUGGGAUACCUCCACUGACUGCAGCUGCAGCUCUGCAUGAAGGACUUGGGAUCUACGUGCCAUGGAGUCACCCUGGCCCUUGUUGCAGUUUUGUACUCCAUACUUGGUUUUUCAAUUAAGCUUAAUGGCUUUUUUAAAACAUGACUUGAAGCUCUAGUUUUCUAGAUCUUUUACAGUGUACAGUAUUUUACAUAAUUGAGCUGUAUUAAAAGCUUGUUCAUUUACUUCCCAGG